Seminavis robusta is the source of this 384-nucleotide messenger RNA. The record is from the annotation of a GenBank genome assembly. NCBI's taxonomy places the organism in Eukaryota, Bacillariophyta, Bacillariophyceae, Naviculales, Naviculaceae.
AUGGGAAUGUCUUCCAAAGGGUCCGAACCGAUGCGAAACAAUGCCAGAUCACGAGUGUCAUCGUAUCGAGAAGAAGACGAUGACCUCGAAGAAGUGGGACGACAACUCGUGGCGGAGCUGGGCAAACAAAGCAAUAUGCUCGCGUCGGACGAUUCCAUCCUGGGAGAUAAUAGUGACGACGACGAAGGGGAUCAAGACACACCAGCAACGGCAUUUACUACACAACACCCACAUGAAGCGGCAAUGAUGGACGAGGACGAAGAAAUGCCACCGCCUAUGCCACCCAGAGAACCGGAGGCUCCCGUGAGAACACUUUACAUUGUUCCAAAGGCAAAGGUACCAGAAUCGGACGAUUGCAGCAACCAGCAACCUUGCGUUCCAUAA